This is a messenger RNA of Planococcus citri (citrus mealybug), 1373 nucleotides long. RefSeq names its product 5' nucleotidase A (gene Nt5a). Gene Ontology annotation, molecular function: 5'-nucleotidase activity. Bases 1 to 1266 code for a protein of 421 amino acids. Lineage: Eukaryota; Metazoa; Arthropoda; Insecta; Hemiptera; Pseudococcidae. The record is from RefSeq and is a predicted model, not a curated record. The transcript has a single exon.
AUGUUCAACUUCAACGAUUACGACUGUAUUGGAUUCGAUCUCGACAAUACAGUUUGCGAGUACAAAGAACCGGAAUUGAUUCAAUUGGUGUACGAUAUUUUAUCGAAUUAUUUGGUUACUGUCAAAAACUACGACCCCGAAAUAAUCCGUCCAUUGGAUGUAGAUUUCCUCCGCAAAGGACUGACGUUAGAUCUGGAAAAAGGUAACAUUUUAGAUCUCGGCGAUGACGGAACAAUUCUUACAGCUUGCCACGGCACCAAACCUCUAACAGAUACCGAAAUCGUAUCAAUUUACGGAGAAAAUAAGCAGUGGAAUUUAGCGUCGCACCAUUGCAAAAAUUUUCUGGCUACGUGGAAUGGAGAACUGUCGGAGAAGAUAAGGUCAAGUAUUGAUUAUUUUGACGUGGCUGUACCGUUAUUGUUCGGCCGUGUCAUCGACUCUUUGGACAAAAAAGAAAACUCUCGAGAAAGUUACAACGUGUGGCCGGAUAUACUUAGCGGAUUAUUUUAUAUGUUCCUUAAAGAACAUUUCCCAGAGGAUAAAGGCGAAUACUAUCCGGCGCUCAAAUACAAUCCUGAUAAAUACAUCAGAAAAUGUUCGUCUAAAUUAAUCGAGUGGCUCAAACAAAUGAAAAAUGCCGGUAAAGUCACAUUUCUGAUCACCGGAUCGAACUCGCAAUACGGUGCAUUUGUCGCUGAAUCUGCCUUGGGGCAGGACUGGGAGAAAUAUUUUGAUAUAAUCAUUUAUUUCGCUCGUAAACCAGGCUUCUUCGUUCAAAAACGUCCAUUUUGUGCGUCUGAUAGUGAAGAUAAUGAAAUACCGAUCUCGGAUCUAAAAUGUCCGGGCAGUUACAGUCAAGGAAAUUGGUCAGACUUAUUCGAUCUUUUAGCCAAAACCACCGGGAAAAACGAUCCAAAAUGCGUGUACGUUGGCGAUAACCUCAUUCAAGACGUGUACACUCCGUCAUUAUUCAAAGACUGCGAUACUGUUGCUGUGGUCAAAGAAUUAGCUGCCGAAUGUGAUAAUAAAGAUGAAUUAUUCGUUUCUAAAAGAUGGGGAUCGUUUUUUUACAGUAAACAAGAUGAAAAGUUCACCAUUUGGGGAACUGUAAUACGUAAACAUGCGAAAAUUUGUGUUCCCGAUUUAACUUGGUUUUCCAAUAAACCUUUCGAUACACAGUACCCUGAAUUUCAACCGUGUGACGAAAAGGAUAAUUUGCGUAACCUUCAAGGUUUCCAAGAAUUUAUUCCAGAAUGUUUUCUUUAAUCAUUUAUAAUCAAGUUAUCUUUUUUUAUCAAACUUCCAGUUGCCAAGUUUAAUUUUUUGUGAUAUUUUAUCCAAUAAAAAGAUUCGUUUGUUUAUUUUUCCAUUAA